Molecule: messenger RNA, 1200 nt
Organism: Cladophialophora yegresii CBS 114405
Lineage: Eukaryota; Fungi; Ascomycota; Eurotiomycetes; Chaetothyriales; Herpotrichiellaceae
Exons: 7
Coding region: 1-1200 (399 amino acids)
Molecular function (GO): monooxygenase activity; heme binding; oxidoreductase activity, acting on paired donors, with incorporation or reduction of molecular oxygen
Source: RefSeq, a predicted model, not a curated record
AUGAUCGUGAGGCUCCUGAUUAACAAAUGUGGCAGUGGACUCAACUCUAUUGCUGGUCCUUUUCUUGCCGGCUUCACCAACCUGCGGCGAGUCUUCAUCACCUCGUUCUCUGACCCGGUGGAACACCUUGUGCAUUUACAUCGAAAAUUUAACUCACACUUCGUGAGACUCGGUCCUCGCGUUGUCUCCAUUUCCGAUCCUGCUCUGAUACCGACGAUCUAUGGCAUCAAUACUGACUUCAGAAAGACUGAAUUCUACCCCAUCAUCGACCUAUGGCACAACGGGAAGUUCGCGCACAGUCUCUGUGAGCACCGAGAUGAAGACUAUCAUACACGCAUCAGAAGAUCAGUGGCCAAUGCUUUCAGUAUGACGGCUGUGAUGGAGUCCGAACCAGCAGUAGACUCCACGGUGGAGCUGCUCAUGUCCAAGCUGGAUCAAUGUGAGAUCCUGUUCAGUAGAAAAUUAGGCUGCCUCGAGUCUGGGACCGACGUCGAGUCGGUCAUGUCGGGGAUCCGUUUCUUCGACAAGUACUGGCAAGCGGAGAGGUCGUCGUGGAAAGCAAGUGGCCAUGCAACCAAGCGCGACUUCCUGGAGCGAUGCAUCGAAGCUCAAGCAAAAUAUCCGGACGUGGUCAAUGACAGAAUGGUAGUGCUCCACAACUUCAACAACAUUGGCGCAGGCUCGGAUACUACAGCCACUACACUUAUAUCGCUCAUGUACCAUCUCCUCAAGAACCCAAGAACCCUGCAGAAGGUACUGAAAGAUUUGGACCGCGCCAACAAAGAAGGGUGCCUCAGCAGAACUGUUACCUGGCAAGAAGCCGGCAAGCUGUCCUACUUUCAGGCCUGUAUCCAGGAAGCAUUGCGUAUGCAUCCUCCCAUCGGAAUGAUUCAGGAGAGAUACGUGCCCAAGGGUGGCAUCUCCAUGGGUGGCCACUACUUUCCCGAGGGCACAAUCGUGGAGAUCAACCCCUGGCUCACGGCACGAAACAGAGAAGUCUACGGAGCUGACUCCGACAGCUUUAGGCCAGAGCGGUGGCUCGACGCUUCGAAGGACCAACUUACCGCUAUGGAGGGGGCAAACUUUGUGUUCUCGUUCGCAAGGCCGGACCUGGAGUGGACGGUCAACGGCGGCUGGAUGAUGUGGCAAGAUGACGUUCACGUGGGUAUCAAACGGCGGGCCGAGAACUAUACCCCGUAG